GAGCUGAGCUCCGAUCCAUCUCGGUAGCUACUAGCCUACUACCUAUCCCGCCAUCCCGGUCGGUAGCAAUACUGCAAUACCACUACCACCACAGUGGGGUUUGUGCUCUUGUGGACACACUGGCCUCCACCCAUCCCUCUCACGUCUCGCCAUCCGCAGCAAAGGCCACAGGACAGAUUCGGGCCGAUUUAUAGCCACACCAUGGCCAGGAAGUGCUCCCACUGUGGCAACUACGGCCACAACUCCAGGACCUGCGGCUUGGGAAACAGCAGGGAAACCAUGCUCUGCCAAGGCGGCGGCGACAACGGCGGCGGUGUCGGAGGCGGAAGCAGAAGCGGUGGCGGUACCAGCGGGCUGAGGCUCUUCGGAGUGCAGGUCCAUGCUGGCGGCGGCGGUGCGGGCUCGGCGGCGGCGUCGAUGAAGAAGAGCUACAGCAUGGACUGCCUGCAGCUCGCGGCUCCUGGCUGCUCCAUCGUCUCGCCGUCGUCGUCGUCCUCGUCGUCGCUGCUGCUGUCCAUUGAAGAGGGCUUGGAGAGGGCGGCGGCCACCAACGGCUACCUGUCCGAUGGAAAUGCCAGAGUUGUGGCGGAGAGGAAGAAAGGCGUCCCAUGGAGCGAGGAGGAGCACAGGCAGUUCCUCGCCGGCCUGGAGAAGCUGGGCAAGGGCGAUUGGCGAGGCAUCUCCAGGAACUACGUCACGACGAGGACCCCGACGCAGGUCGCCAGCCAUGCCCAGAAGUUCUUCCUCAGGCAGAGCAGCAUGGGGAAGAAGAAGCGCCGCUCCAGCCUCUUUGACAUGGUUCCCAUUUGCGAGAACAGUUCGAGCAUUUCCGAUCCGCCAAGCAGCGAGGGCGCCUCCACUUCCCUGUCGCUGAACGUGUCGCGCCAUGAACAGAGCUCCGAGAGGACGACGGCCUUCGACCUGAAUUCUACGGAGGAAGACGACGGCAGGGCCGACGUAUCGUCGGCGUCAGGUGCAGGGACCAGACCGUUCCCGGCAGCAGCAGCAGCUCCGCCACCGACGGAGCUGCAGCCUCCUCAUGGCCACGGGCACGGGCACGGGCACGGCCACCACCACUGCUCCCCGUUGGAGCUGGAGCUGGGCAUGUCCCUGUCCACCCCAUUCAUCGGAACAUGACGCGCCGCUGUCACCGUCGUCCUAGUCAUCGUCAUGGACUCGCGCAGGCCGCGCCAAGUUUCAUCAGCGCAUGUUGCUGCCAUGGCCGGGCGCGCCUGCCGCGUCAGAUAUCUCUACCAAAUGGAGAUGAUGAGGCGCUAGGUAAAUGCUAUUCGUGAAAGCAUUGUGCAAGAACUAACUGUGGAUACUGUACCGUGUAAUCAGCAUCGGUUCUGCUCCUGUACCAUGACACGUUCCUUGUUCAUAAUUCCCAUGCGCGCAAGGCAUGAAAUUUGCCAGGUUUUGUACAGGCUACAUAUAGUAAGGCUACAUAUAGUAUGUUGACACAAACCAAAGGCCGAGAUCGAACUUCUCGGUUGUAUGCAUCGAUCCAAUUUGUCUUC
Molecule: messenger RNA, 1520 nt
Organism: Setaria italica (foxtail millet)
Lineage: Eukaryota; Viridiplantae; Streptophyta; Magnoliopsida; Poales; Poaceae
Product: transcription factor MYBS3
Exons: 3
Coding region: 202-1137 (311 amino acids)
Biological process (GO): response to ethylene; response to gibberellin; response to auxin
Molecular function (GO): zinc ion binding; DNA binding
Source: RefSeq, a predicted model, not a curated record